Messenger RNA from Salpingoeca rosetta, 4313 nucleotides. RefSeq lists its product as uncharacterized. NCBI's taxonomy places the organism in Eukaryota, Choanoflagellata, Craspedida, Salpingoecidae. The record is from RefSeq and is a predicted model, not a curated record. The coding region runs from base 67 to 3885 and encodes 1272 amino acids. The transcript is spliced from 16 exons. Gene Ontology annotation, molecular function: protein binding.
CUUCUUCCAGUCACUCACGAACACGUCACAACAAGCCACAAGGAGAAAAGACGACGCGCCGUCGCCAUGUCCGGCGGAGAGAAGAGAGCGAGGGAGGAGGUGGAGGCGUUGCUGGCGCAGACGAAGCUGAAGGAUGGGGUGAAGGAAGAGAUCAGGGCCAUCGCCAACAACACGUGUGGGGACAAUGUGGGCUUGGUUGGUGCUGGCCUCGGCGACAUUGAGGCGCGUGCAGUGGCUGAGGCGCUCAAGGACAACACUUGCCUCAAAGCACUCGACCUGUGGGGCAACUCCAUCGGUCCUGAGGGCGCUGUGGCGUUGGCGGAGAUGUUGAAGCACAACACGACCCUCGAAAGACUCGACCUGUUUGGCAAUGACAUCGGCCCUGAGGGCGCCGUGGCGUUGGCGGAGAUGCUGAAGCACAACACGACCCUCGAAAGACUCGACCUGUUUGGCAAUGACAUCGGCCCUGAGGGCGCUGCAGCGUUGGCGGAGAUGCUGAAGCACAACACGGCCCUCAAACAACUCUACCUGGGAGGCAACCGCAUCGGUCCUGAGGGCGCCGUGGCGUUGGCGGAGAUGCUGAAGCACAACACGACCAUGACAUUGCUCGCCCUGUACAACAACCGCAUCGGCCCUGAGGGCGCCGUGGCGUUGGCGGAGAUGCUGAAGCACAACACGACCCUCGAAAGACUCGACCUGUUUGGCAAUGACAUCGGCCCUGAGGGCGCUGUGGCGUUGGCGGAGAUGCUGAAGCACAACACGACCAUGACAGGGCUGGGCCUGAGCAACAAUUCAAUCGGCGAUGAGGGCGCUGUGGCGUUGGCGGAGAUGCUGAAGCACAACACGGCCCUCAAAAGACUCUACCUGUACAACAACCGCAUCGGCCCUGAGGGCGCCGUGGCGUUGGCGGAGAUGCUGAAGCACAACACGACCCUCGAACGACUCGGCCUGGGGGCCAACUCCAUCGGCCCAAGGGGCGCCGCGGCGUUGGCGGAGAUGCUGAAGCACAAUACGACCAUGACAUCACUCUUCAUUUCCCACAAUGGUAUCACGGAGCGUGGCAUGGUGAACGUGCUGAAGCAGCUGCAACACAUUGACGCCAAGGCCAAGAUUCUGCUGUUUGAGGACAAGCUCAAAUCCUCCACUGCCGUUGCCCGUGCACUGGCCACGCUCCGCACCAAGCGGCCACACCUCCACGUCGUCUACAGCCUGUACGACGGAACAGAGGACGACUUCAGCCCUGCCGCCAAGGCCGCCUACCAAGACCAGCUCGAUCUUCUCAGGCUGCUAGAAACAGGCUCCGUUCCUCUGGAGACAGCAAAAGUGUUCGUGUGCGGCCAUGGUGGCAUUGGCAAGACGACCAUGAUCGAGUCGCUCCCAGGUGCUGAUGAGGCCAGCGGCUACCUUUCCCGAUUCCUGUCAUCUUGGUUCGGGCAGCCACGUCACGAUCCAGAACAGCCUGGUGCGCGCACACCCGGCAUUCGGGUCUGUGAAAUGAAGCUCAAAGACUCCAGCCGUGCCAAUGAUGAAGCCGCCUCUCUCCGCGUGUACGAUUUUGGCGGGCAGCUCGCAUAUCACGUGAUCCACACGCUGAUGAUGUCGGAUCGCUUCGCUGCGUUUGUCGUCUGCGUCGACCUGUCUGAGCCGGAAGAACAUGUGAAGGAGCGCGCCAACUACUGGCUGCAGUUCAUCUGCACACGACUGAAGCAGGGCAUGGCAGCCGCGACAGCAACGGCAGACGGGGAUGCCAUGGAAGAGAUGAGGCCGCGUGUGCUCAUUGUGGGCACCAAGAGGGAUCUUGCUCGCAAGAAGAGACUUGUGGAUGAACAUGGCCAGCCACCGUGGGGUGCAGCGAUGGUCGCACACUUGAAGACCACGUAUGGCAGCAUCGUUGACAUCCAAGACAGCCUCAUCUCCCUCAACUGUCAUCAGGGUGGUGAAGCCGGGUUUGAUGUGCUCCGGUCACGCCUUGUGCGACACUGGCGAUGGCUGAGAGGGCGUGAGCUUCUCGUCCCCAGAGUUGUGGAUCUACUUGCCACAACCCUUCGACCAGCCAGGGAGGAGAAACGAGUGUGGGCCAUCGAUGCGCUCUUUCAGUUAACCCUAUCCCGCGCACCUGGACUCGAUUUGACAUCCUUCGACAUGGCCAUGUUUUCGUCUGCCUUAAGGUACCUCCACACGCGCGGCGAUCUGCUCUGGUACUCCAACAACUCCACCUUACAGGAUUUCGUCUUUGUUGACCCGAACUGGCUGUUACAUGACGUGUUGGGGAGAGCGCUGACGCCGGAUGGCGUGCAGCAAGGCUCGAUCACAAAGAAAGGGGUCGUGACAUUCACGGACCUGGAGACCGCAUUCCGAGGCAUCGCCGACGCAGAUCUCGUCAUCAACGUGCUGCAGCACACGCUCCUCUGCUUCGAGCUGCUGCCUUCAGACGAUGGCCAACGGCGAUUCAUGCUGCCGAGCCGCGUUGAGAAGAAGGUCGAUCUCGCAACCGCCUGGCCUCAAGCUGGUUUCUGGCCUCUCUAUGCCGGACGACUGCUGGUGGUCGAGAGCAAGGCACUUGCGCUGCCACCUGGCUUCUUCCCGCACGUGCAGACGCUGUUGCACAGGUCUUUUGGCGCAACGCUGAAGGUGUGGCCAGACGCCUUUUUCUGUGAACACGAUGCUGUGCAGUGCCUUGGACUACUGCGGGGCGAUCGAGAAGUCGACGUCUGGGUGCGGGCACCUUCUGGCGCAGAGCACAAGGCCCUGCCAUUCAUGACACAGGUGCUGUCUGUGCUACAAGGGGAAGCAAGAGGGAUUGACCACGUCCACCUUGUUCUCAGCACGAAACGCCUGAAGUGCCACGAGCAGUACCCAGCCGCUCACAAGCUCGAGGAUCUGACGGACAAGGGCCCAGACGAGCUCGUCACGUCCACGCACCACAGGGAAGGCCAGACCCCAGUGUCCGACCGCGUUGGCGAUCUGUUGCUGCAGGCGCCCACGCAACCACCACCCAUCAUGCCGUCUUGGCAAUUGCGCGACCACGAAUGGCACCACCCUGCUUGGCGGCUUGAUGACACCUUUGAUGAGCAGCUCCCGUGGAGCGGACCGAGCUCGCAUGGCGUGUAUUCGGCACCCUUGCCACCAAACACCGACCUCUAUCGAUGGAUAGAGAGCCAGAUGACGCCGGGCCUCACCCUGUCGCGCGUGGAGAUGACCAAGUCCACCACGAUGCUGCGGGCGUUUCAGACGCAAGUGGAGCGGUCAGCGACGCGUCGUGGUGAUCCAGACCCUGCAAAUCCCUUCAACAAGGACUUUGGACUUGGUGAUCCAGAGAAGAAAGCCAUGCUUCAUCGGCUCAGGACGCUGUUUGCAAAAACACGCACCGGCUUGAAGCACGUCAACGUGCUCAUCGGUUUCCACGGGUGUGCAGAAGAUGUCGCUGACAGCAUCACCGCGUGUGGGGCAGCGAACUUCAGCAGCCCGGGCGACCGUGGCUUCUUCGGAUCUGGCAUCUACCUCACACCGCAGACAAGCUAUGCCGCAGGGUACUCCACGCGUGUUUUGUUGAAUGGUGAUUUGCGCUCACCAAACUCAAAUGACGAGCACGUGAUGCUCCUGUGCGCUGCCAGCGUUGGCCUGGCAUACCCGAUCACCCGGGCCGCAGAUUACCCCCAUGGCUCGAAUGAAUGCUCCUACUAUGGGAAGCCUUUUGAUGAAAGCCAAGACACCCACUAUGCGCAGGUGACACGCGCCACCAACUUACAGGCCACGCCCACACCUGGCACGUUUGCCUUUGAGGAGUACGUCGUUUCGCAAGAGGCGCAGGUCCUCCCAUUUGCCAAGGUGUUCGUGAAGGUGGACAUGGACGCCUAUUUGUCGCACUUGUCAACCCUGCCAUGAACACCAAGAGUGGAGACGAUGUCAUUCACAUGCAACCUUUGUUGUUGUUGUGUGUGUGUGUGUGCGUGCGUGCUUGUGUGUGCGUGCGCGCGUGUGCGUUUGUGCCUGUGGUGGUUGGCAGCUUCGUACUUCCGCCAAUUGUCUUGCACAUGUUUUUGCGUUUGCGUUCAUGCACAGCCUCCGUUCCCGUGUGUUUGCUGUUUCCUUUCGUUCCUACAGUGGUCAUGCUGUUCCUUCUCAUACCAGCCUGUUGCCACCGAGUUCCUUCUGCAUUUGAAUCCUGUUCAGUUACCACCACACAUGUUUCCGCGUUACCGUUGCUUUGGGCCCAAUACACGGUCCUCUGAACUUCGUGAUCGUCUCGCCCCCAUUGUAAUCUUGAUACCAAUGUACAAAUGCCCCCCCCCCUUCUCAAUCCCCCUUCCCCC